AUGUCGAAUUACAAUCCCCCAACUGGUCCCCCACCUAACUGGGAUGACAAGCAGCAAUCGGCUCCCUUGGGAAACCAAUCCCAGACCGAUAGAGGCUACGCCCCUCCUCAACAGCCCCACUACCAGCAACAGGGCUAUGGUGGCGGUUACGGCCAACAGGGUCCUCCUCAGGGUGGCUACUACCAGCAGGGGCCUCCUCAGGGUGGCUACUAUCAGCAGCAACCCCAGCAGCAGUAUUAUGUUCAACAGCAAAAGAGCUCUAGUAGCAACGGAUGUUUGAUGGGAUGUUUGGCUGCCUUGUGCAUGUGCUGUACUUUGGAUGCUCUCUUCUAG
Sungouiella intermedia is the source of this 333-nucleotide messenger RNA. The record is from the annotation of a GenBank genome assembly. Lineage: Eukaryota; Fungi; Ascomycota; Pichiomycetes; Serinales; Metschnikowiaceae.